Entelurus aequoreus (snake pipefish) is the source of this 6232-nucleotide messenger RNA. RefSeq names its product protein arginine methyltransferase 7 (gene prmt7). Bases 118 to 2181 code for a protein of 687 amino acids. Gene Ontology annotation, molecular function: protein-arginine N-methyltransferase activity. Lineage: Eukaryota; Metazoa; Chordata; Actinopteri; Syngnathiformes; Syngnathidae. The record is from RefSeq and is a predicted model, not a curated record. Gene Ontology annotation, biological process: peptidyl-arginine methylation. The transcript has 17 exons.
ACAAAUAUGGCCUCUUCCACGGUCGCAACGCUGGAUUGGUAGAAUCAGAGUUUAAAUUAAAAGUGCGGAUUUCACUGCGCGUCUUGUUUGGUGUUAACCGGCACUUGUGUGGCCAAAAUGAAGCACUUCUGCGGGCGAGCUAACCCGACCACAGGAGCUUUGGACUGGGUGGAGGAGAGCGAAGAGUACGACUAUCACCAGGAGAUAGCCAGGUCAUGUUAUGCGGAUAUGCUGCAUGAUCACGACAGGAAUGAAAAGUACUACCGGGGCAUCCGGGCAGCUGUGACCCGAGUCCAGGCUCGAGGAAAGAAGGUCAUUGUCCUGGACAUCGGAACUGGAACCGGGUUAUUAUCCAUGAUGGCUGUUACUGCUGGAGCUGACUUCUGCUAUGCUGUGGAGGUUUUUAAGCCCAUGGCCGACGCCGCCCGCUGCAUCGUGGAGAAGAAUGGCUUCACUGACAAGAUCAAGAUUAUUAACAAACACUCCACCGAUGUCACUGUUGGACCAGGUGAAGAUAUGGAAAUGAAGGCCAAUGUUCUCAUCACAGAACUAUUUGAUACAGAGCUGAUUGGUGAAGGGGCUCUGCCGAGCUAUGAACAUGCUCACCAAAACCUGGUUCAGGAGGGUUGUGAGGCAAUCCCCCACCGAGCGACUGUUUAUGCCCAGUUAGUGGAGUCGCCGCUUUUAUGGAGCUGGGCUCAGUUGCAGCCAGUAGAGGUGGAGGGCACCCGAUUGUGUCCACCGCCUGCUGUGGGCCACUGCAGCGGCACGCAUUCCGUGUGUGACAUCCAGCUCAGUCAGGUGUCAACUCGUAGCUUCACCCCGUUGGGUCCACUAUGCACCAUGUUCAGUGUGGAUUUUAGUAAGCCAGUCAGCAGUGCCCUCCAGUCCUAUACCUCUCAGUUUGUGGCCCAGACAAGCGGUCAGGCUCAAGUUGUCCUCUCCUGGUGGGACCUGGACAUGGAUCCAAGUGGAACAAUUGUGUGCACCAUGGCCCCCAGCUGGACAUAUCCACAGCCAAAGAUUGCUCCCUGGCGAGACCACUGGAUGCAGAGUGUGUAUUUCCUGCCAGGAGAAAGCAAAGUGACUGAAGGACAGGAACUGAGGCUGACUGUCUGCCACGAUGACUACAGUCUGUGGUACAGACUCCAGUCCCCCAGCCAACAGCAUCCUCAGGGCGACCUGCUUCUCUCGCGGCCGUGUUGUGUAUGUCAGGCCCACCUGGUUUGGACUCGACCACGGUUUGGUGAACUUAACGACAAACUUCGCACAGAGAGCUACGUCAGCGCACUGCGGAGUGUUCUAAAGGAGGAAAGUGUUUGUCUCGGAGUGAGUGACGCAAGUCUUCUUCCCGUGUUUGCACAUGUGCUAGGAGCCAAGAAGGUCUUCAGUUUGGAAAACUCCAGGAUGUCCAAACAGGUUAUUGAGCAGGUGCUGGAAUCCAAUUCAUUGAGAGGAGGAGUUGAGCUGCUGGAGAUCAGACCUGAGCAGCUGAGCAGUAACGAUUUAGGAGGAGAACAGAUUUCAGUGCUGAUGGGAGAACCGUACUUCAGCACCAGCAUUCUACCUUGGCACGCGCUGUUCUUCUGGUACUGUCGAACCACCCUGGCUGCCUUCUUGCGGCCUGACGCCACCAUCCUGCCCUGCUCUGCCACUUUGCACAUAGUGGCUGUGGAGUUCCAGGAUUUGUGGAGGAUACGAGCUCCAUGUGUUACCUGUGAAGGUUUCGAUGUCACACCCAUGGAUGAAAUGGUGCAGAAGUCUCUGGAUUUCCGGGAGUCCCGGGAGGCGGAGCCUCAUCCUCUGUGGGAGUAUCCAUGUCGAGCUCUCACACAGUCUACGGCCGUAAUGACUUUUGACUUUACUCAGUGUAUCCCCAAACUGCCUAUCAGCUGCCAAGGAUCUUUACCGUUCAUAAGGGGCGGACGUUGCCAUGGCGUCGCUCUGUGGUUAGAAUACCAGCUGACCCAGGAUGUGUCUGUUAGCACAGGUCUAAUGUGUCCCAUCAAUGAGCAGGGCGACUGCGAGUGGAGCCGCCACAGAAAACAAGGAGUGUAUUUCUUCAGGUCGGGAUGGGAAACCGCUGGUGACGACGGUGCCGCCGUGUCUUACAAGUUCACCUUUCAGCCCACGUCAGGGGACGUCAACAUGGACUUCAGCAUGGAGCAGACAGUAAAUUGAAAUCAGUGACAUGUGCUGAACUUCUAAAUCCAUUUAAUGUGCCUGAUUAUUACAUUAUUAAUCUUUAUAUAAGUCUUAAAAGAAAGCAGCGACAAAAACCUGCCAGCUCAUGUACAAUCCAACCCUUUAAUGCUGAGCCAGACUAUGGCACCUCUCUGUAGUUUUCUCCGCAUUUGAUUGGGAUUAUCAGUAAUUUGAUAUCACACUUACAAUAAUCACAUUGUAAUUAGACGUGGGGGAAAUAAUCGAUUUUUAGAUGCAUCGCAAUUCGGACAUGGACGAUUACAAAAUAGAUUAGUAAACUUCAAUAAUCAAUUUAUUUAUUGUAAAUAAAGUAAUGCAGACAGUUGUAUAAUUUGGCUGUCUGCAGCUAGCCACCUCACAGGGAGAUCUAACCAGCUCUUUUAUUAUAGGGCACACAUUUCCAUGAAUUUAAUAAAUGUGAUGGGAAUUUGGGUAACACUUUAGUAUGGGGAACAUAUUUUAAUUAACAAAGACUUAAUUUAGAGUUAUUUGGUUAGGGUUAGGAUUAGGGUUAGAGGGUUAGGCUUAGUAAUGGUGAAUAUGUUCCCCAUACUAAAUUGUUACCGGCUUACUGGUUGUAUAAUAAGGCCAUGCAAAAUAAGGCAGUAAUAAGUACUUAAUAAUGACUAAUUAAGAGCCAAUAUGUUACUAAUUUGCAUGUUAAUAAGCAACUAAUUAAUGGUGAAUAUGUUCCCCAUACUUAAAGGCCUACUGAAAAGAUUUUUUUUUAUUUAAACGGGAUUAGCAGAUCCAUUCUAUGUGUCAUACUUGAUCAUUUCGCGAUAUUGCCAUAUUUUUGCUGAAAGGAUUUAGUAGAGAAAAUCGACGAUAAAGUUUGCAACUUUUGCUCACUGAUAAAAAAGCCUUGCCUGUACCGGAAGUAGCGUGACGUCACAGGAGGUAAUAUUCCUCACAAUUUUCCUUUGUUUACAAUGGAGCGAGAGAGAUUCGGAGCGACAAAGCGACGAUUACCCCAUUAAUUUGAGCGAGGAUGAAAGAUUUGUGGAUGAGGAACGUUAGAGUGAAGAACUAGAGGCAGUGCAGAACGUAUCUUUUUUCGCUCUGACCGUAACUUAGGUACAAGCUGGCUCAUUGGAUUCCACACUCUCUCCUUUUUCUAUUGUGGAUCACGGAUUUGUAUUUUAAACCACCUCGGAUACUAUAUCCUCUUGAAAAUGAGAGUCGAGCACGCGAAAUGGACAUUCACAGUGACUUUUAUCUCCACGACAAUACAUCGGUGACACACUUAGCUACUGAGCUAACGUGAUAGCAUCGUUCUCAAAUGCAGAUAGAAACAAAAUACUUAAAUCCCUGACUGGAAGGAUAGACAGAAGAUCAACAAUACUAUUAAACCAUGUACAUGUAACUACACGGUUAAUAAUUCUCAGCCUGGUAAAGCUUAACAAUGCUGUUGCUAACGACGCUAAGGCUAACUUAGCAACUUAGCAACCGGACCUCACAGAGCUAUGAUAAAAACAUUAGCGCUCCACCUACGCCAGCCGGCCCUCAUUUGCUCCUCAACAGCCGUGCUCACCUGCGUUCCAGCAAUCGACGGCGCGACAAAGGACUUCAUCCGUGGGUUUGGCGGCUAGCAUCGGCUAGGCGUCUGAUAUCCAAGUAAGUACCGGUAGUCCUUGUUGUGUUGCUACAGCCAGCCGCUAAUACCCCGAUCCCACUUACAACGAUCUUCUUUGCAGCCUCCAUUGUUCAUUAAACAAAUUGCAAAAGAUUCACCAACACAGAUGUCCAGAAUACUGUGGAAUUAUGAAAUGAAAACAGAACUUUUUCUACGGGCUGCGAAUACUUCCCUUGUCCUCGUGACGUCACACGCAUACGUCAGCAUAAUAACACGUUUUUAACCGGAAGUGUGGCGGGAAAUUUAAAAUUGCACUUUAUAAGUUAACCAGGCCGUAUUGGCAUGUGUUGCAAUGUUAAGAUUUCAUCAUUGAUAUAUAAACUAUCAAACUGCGUGGUCGGUAGUAGUGGGUUUCAGUAGGCCUUUAAGUGUUACCGGAAUUUCUUAUUACAAUUGCACUGUUUUUAAAAGUUGCAAGUGAUAAACACUUAUUUAGUGAAAUGAAAAGAAUAAUAAAACUGCAUCAAUAUACAUACAUUAUGCCUCAAUACUCGAUUUGUAAUCAAAUUGUAGCUCUUACAAUCGAAUCGAAUCGUGACAUGGCCAAAGAUUCCCACCUCUAAUUGUAUUAUUUAAUACUUAAUACACACGAUACAAAGUCAUGGUGUGUGAUAUGUAUUAAAUAAUACAAAAAAUGAAUUGUGUUAUUUAAUAAAUAUUACACACAAAGUCAUGGUAUGUAAGAACUAAUUCUGCAAGAACAUGUCAGCGAUGCGAACAAACUGUUAUUCAAACCAACUCAACAGAGUGCUGCUGCUAAUGUCGACUUGUAUAUUUUGAGGCUGUUUAUUUCAUUUAUUUUUUUUUUUUACAUCAGAGCAGAAAAAAAAUAGGUUGAUAUUGAAUCAAUUGCCUUUUUUAUGCUGUUUUGCCAGACCUGUGUCACAUGACUUCAAACUUGACACCUCAUUGGCUGGUUCUGAGACAUGAUCAACUGUGUCAGUCUUAAUUUACCGGAAUUAAGUUUUGCUUUUUGAGGCAGCACAUUUUUCAACACUGAAUUUUUCAGCUCUGAAUUUUAAAACACUGACUUUUUAUUUCAAUGAUAUUGUCAGCACAAUUUGAUGUAAACAGUUCACAAAAUUCAAAUGCAAACAAUUGAGUUAUAUAAAUUCAGUGUCAAAAGUCGAUGUUGAUGAUCUAGAAGGGAAUUCAUUAAGUCAGAUUAUGUUUUGCAUAUGGUGAAUGUUUAUAUUCAUCUUGGAGAAAGCAAACCACCAGUUUAACUAGUAGGUAUUUAACUUUAAGCACAUAAUGCCAUAGGGCCCUUUAGUAUUGACAUUUGCAUGUGGAUUGGAUUAGUUCUCGCGGAAGAAAAGGCAAUAAAAUUGGACCUUGGUUUGCAAAGUGAUGCCCCUAUCCGUGAGAAGAGACUACAUGUUUAGCUUAACGCCAACGUUUAAGAUACGACCUGCAUCUGUUGUCUUUUCAGACACUUACACACGAACAUCUCCUUUUAUAGUCAGGAUGUGCUGUCCGGACUUAGCACACACACACAAAGACAGGAAGUAGGAAUAUAAAACUGAUGAUUUGGAGUUAGGAGUGCCUCAUUUGUUUUACUUGACCUCCUCCAGGAACUGCAGUCCUGUAUAAUGACGCUCGCUUGUAAUAAAGCAACUUUUAGUUCAGUAAAGCGUCUCCGACGUCUCUUUUGAUCCAGUCACACUGCCGUGUCACCUUUCUGUUCGGACGAGGAUGACAAGACCAGAAAUACACAUCAGUCUAAAACCUUUCUUAUUUAAAAGUCAUAUUUUGAUAUUGAAACAUCUCAUCUCUGCAUAAAUUACUAGACUACCCUUAUGAGAUGCACAGAUGGGUUGUGUCAAUAUCAAAAUAUUACUUUGAAUCACUUUUUAGCACCCAAGAAUAAAUUGAUUUAAUGAAUACAUCCAAACACUUUAUUUAUAUUUAUUAUGUGCAUUAACGAAGAACACUUGAUAUUUUAUGUAGCUUUUAAACAAGAAAGAGGUUUUAGCGCAUCAACAUUGGCUCGUUAACAGUCCUUUACAAUCCCAUUAAUACCAUAGAAAUGGACAACUCUUUCAUUUUUCCGAUACAAUAAAGGCUAUAAUAAUUUCAACCACAUCGUUAAAAUUACAAUGAAUAUAAGUGUUUGUCCUACACGUAGUAAUCAGUUGUGGACAGACAAAGUCCCAGCAGUGCAGCUUUAGCAAGCAUGUGCGUCCACACGGCAGGAAUCCAUUUUUGGCAGGGGCCCCCCUGAAAAAAAUGUAAAUGUUAAAUGUUUUUCUGCAGCCGGGUCUGGCUUCACCUGUGAUGACAGCACUACUGCUGUGGCCGUGCAGUGCGCACUGUAACUGUAUGCAAAGCGCAGGUAGAGGCAAAAUGUCCCAAAAAAGGACAUAUCCUACAGGGGCAGAAAAAAGACUG